Molecule: messenger RNA, 3789 nt
Organism: Mus pahari (shrew mouse)
Lineage: Eukaryota; Metazoa; Chordata; Mammalia; Rodentia; Muridae
Gene: Dlgap4
Product: DLG associated protein 4
Exons: 7
Coding region: 970-2331 (453 amino acids)
Biological process (GO): signaling
Cellular component (GO): postsynaptic specialization; glutamatergic synapse
Molecular function (GO): molecular adaptor activity
Source: RefSeq, a predicted model, not a curated record
GCCCGCCGCUGGCCGCAGCUGCCGCCAGUCCAUCCGUCACUCCGUCCGUCUGUCCGACCCACGUCGUCGUCGCCGCCGCCUCCUCAGCCCGGACGCCCGGGGCCCGCCCAGCGCCACCCGGAGCAGCCGCGGCCCCGCGAGGAGACGGGCGCCGCCUCCGCCCGGCCCUGCCCUGCCCUGCCCCGUCUUCCCGUCUGUCCGUCCGUCCGUCCGCCCGCUCGCUCGCGCUUCCGUCCUUCUGUCGGGCCGCUGGCCCUCGGGCCCUUGUCCCUGCUGAGCCCGCUUUGUCUCUCCCUAGCUCGCUGUCUCUUUGUCUCUGCUCUCGCGCUCUCGGCCCCUCCCUCGCUCCAGGAUCUCGGGUCCCCUCUCCCAGCGCUCCUCUCCUCUCUUACAGCCACGGGUUCUGGCACCCCCAUUCUUCGGGACUCCGUAGAUCUUUUGGGGCCUCUCCUUCAGAACACACUCCACUCCCCCAGGCCUCUCCUGAGCUUACCACACAUCCUGAGGGUCCUUCUUGAUCCAUGUGUCCCCGAUUCCUGGGGGGGCUUAAUUCCACCUACUCCAUAUUUCCCCGAGGGUUUCCCACUUCUCCGGUGCCUCCCAUAGCCUCCAGAACCUUUUACAUCCCUUAGUGGUCUCCUUGAACUCCCAGUGUCUCCCCAGCUCUCUAACUUCAGAACCUCUGCCUUUCCUGGAUUUGUCCGCUGUCACUGUCUCUCCUUGUUCUCUGAGCGCCCCACUUCUCUGGACCCGGUCCCCCGCCUUGCUCUCCCUGCUUCUUUCACGAGUCUGUGUCGGUGGUCUCAUUGCUGUCUCUGACGCCUGCCUCUGAGCCUUCUCUGUCCGGGGCUCUUGCUCCCUUGCUUCUCUGCCUGAUCCCCUGCCGCCCCUUCUCUCUGCUCCUUGUCACUCCCUCUCCCUUUUCUGUCUCUGCCGGGUCUCUGGGUCUCUGACCCCCAUCCGGCCCUCAUGGCUUUGUGUCUGGAGCUCUUGAAGCAAUGUUCAUCAUGCCUAGUGGCAUAUAAGAAGACCCCACCACCGGUCCCUCCACGUACCACAUCGAAGCCGUUCAUCUCGGUCACCGUUCAGAGCAGCACCGAGUCUGCUCAGGAUACCUACCUGGACAGUCAAGACCACAAGAGCGAAGUGACGAGCCAGUCGGGCUUGAGCAACUCAUCAGACAGCCUGGACAGCAGUACCCGGCCACCCAGUGUGACACGGGGUGGAAUUACCCCAGGCCCUGAAGCUCCUGAGCCACCCCCUAAGCAUGCAGCUCUGAAGAGUGAACAAGGGACACUGACGAGCUCUGAGUCCCAUUCCGAGGCCAUCCCCAAAAGGAAACUGUCAUCGAUAGGAAUACAAGUUGACUGCAUUCAGCCAGUGCCAAAAGAGGAGCCCAGUCCCGCUACCAAAUUCCAGUCCAUCGGGGUUCAGGUAGAGGACGACUGGCGAAGCAGCGCCCCCUCUCACAGCAUGUCCUCCCGUCGGGACACUGACUCCGAUACCCAGGAUGCCAACGACUCCAGUUGUAAGUCAUCUGAGAGGAGUCUCCCAGAUUGUACCUCACACCCCAAUUCCAUCAGCAUUGAUGCUGGCCCCCGACAGGCCCCCAAGAUUGCCCAGAUCAAGCGCAACCUCUCCUAUGGAGACAACAGCGACCCUGCCCUGGAGGCGUCUUCGCUGCCCCCGCCCGACCCUUGGCUGGAGACUUCUUCCAGCUCCCCAGCAGAGCCCACUCAGCCAGGGGCCUGCCGCAGGGAUGGCUACUGGUUCCUGAAGCUCCUUCAGGCAGAAACGGAGAGGCUGGAAGGCUGGUGCUGCCAGAUGGACAAGGAGACCAAAGAGAACAACCUCUCUGAGGAAGUCUUAGGGAAAGUUCUCAGUGCUGUGGGCAGCGCCCAGCUCCUGAUGUCCCAGAAAUUCCAGCAGUUCCGUGGCCUCUGUGAGCAGAACUUGAACCCUGAUGCCAACCCCCGUCCGACAGCCCAGGACCUGGCAGGGUUCUGGGACCUGCUGCAGCUGUCCAUUGAGGACAUCAGCAUGAAGUUCGAUGAGCUCUACCACCUCAAGGCCAACAGCUGGCAGCUGGUGGAGACCCCCGAGAAGAGGAAGGAAGAGAAGAAGCCACCCCCUCCAGUCCCGAAGAAGCCAGCCAAAUCCAAGGCGGCAGUGAGCCGCGACAAGGCCUCAGAUGCAGGGGACAAGCAGCGUCAGGAGGCCAGAAAGAGACUCCUGGCUGCCAAGCGAGCAGCGUCUGUGCGACAGAACUCGGCCACAGAGAGUGCGGACAGCAUCGAGAUUUAUGUCCCUGAGGCCCAGACCAGGCUCUGAGGCCCUGAAGGAGAAAGCACUCGAUUUGAAAUCAUUAAAAACUCAAUGCAAAUGGAACUGCGUUUCUCACCCUUUAGUAUGGUCAUUAUCUCUAGAGACCCUGAGCCAACUUUCCAGUUGACACACACAAGGGCUCACAAUGUGGCUUUUCUGGGUCCCUCCAAGCUUUAGGUUAUGAAGACUUGACUCAAAAAAAAAAAAAAAAUUAAUUAAAAACCACACUCUAGAACCUUUCCCCUUGGGCUGCCAUGGCGGACCAGAUGACGGCUUGGGCAGUCGCAGCCCAGCCUCCAGAUUGCGGUCUUUUUACUUGCUCUGUCUGCUGAGAACUAGCUUGUUUACAAGACGACAACAGUCCAAGGCAACCUUGGGCCCCUGCCAUGUCCCUCCCUUCCCCACAGCUUUUCUGUUUCCCUGCAGAACUCAACAGGGGUCACCAUUGUGGCUUUCUGGUUCACACCCUUUGGGGCUGAGGGCCCAGAGGACAGAGAGAAGGGGAGCAUCCCCCCUCCCAGCCUCCCCACUAAGUGCUCACACACAGCUGGUCUGCCCUCCCUCCGCUGCCAUCCGCCAGCCUAGGCAGUGUCAGGCUGGACUGGCCUCUGAGCAGAUAGGAAAGGACUGGUCCUUGGGGCACGUGGGGAAACCAUGGCUACGAUGCUCCAGCCUCCUCUUCAGCAAAAGAAAAUUUAGGACUCCCAAGUGGCUUCCAGGGGGUUGGCUGUCCUUGGCCACACCUUCAUCCAGUCCCCCCCAGGGGCAGGUGGCGGUGUCUGUACGUUCGUGUACAUAUGCACAUAGACCUUAGAGUGUAUAUUUAAUUAACGCCCAUCUGCUCACCCAAAGCCCACCAGCGCCGCUGCCGCCGGCUCUCGGGGUCCCUGCAGGAGGCAGGUGUGUGAAUAGCAUAUAUUUUUACAUGUACUAUAUCUAGGUGUGUGUACAAGUGUGUGUAAAAAUAUACCUUGUGUGUAAGCAGUCCCAUUUUUGGUUGUCCUCCUAACCCGUCAGCCCAGCCUCUUGAGUUUUUCAUUCUGUUGUGAUUUUUCAUCCCAAUCCUCCUCUCCUGUCCCCCACUCCCAUUCCCAAGGUGUUCUGAGCCCUGAGCUGCAAAGGCCUGGGCCCACAGAGCAGGAUGGGGAGGGCAGGGCUGGGUCAGGCCGCCUGGAGGGGGCCAGCCCCAGCAGACAGUUUGGCUAUCAGGGGCUGUUGUAUACUGUGCACAUGAUUUGAGGGCAUUGGGGACAUUCUCUUGUCUGGCGCAUGCUGCAGGGGGGUCCCCGGGUGAAGCAAAGGCCUGCUCUGGGGGCCUGUUCCAGCUUGGCCGCCCCCUCUGUGACCUUGGGCAAGUCACUUGACCUCUGUGUGCCUCAACUUCCUCCUCUGUAAAAUGGGGACAGUCCCUGCCCCUCCCUACCUCACAGGCAUGUUGUGAGAAUAAAUGAGGUAACGUGUAAA